GUUCUUUAGAUGGCUGCAGGUGCCAUGGACAAGGACUUCCAAAGCGUGAAUAGUCUUGGCAGGGAAUUUACCAAGGACGAUAAUCCUGUUCAGGCAAAGCGCAAGAAAAGUCUGAUGGAGUAUUGUCGUGACAGAGAUCCCCAAAGUAUUCUACCACGUGGGACAACUAAAUUUGAGAUUUCAUCGUACACUUUUCGGAAUAUCAUCGUAAACGACAAACACAGCCUUCUUUACUGUUACAUUCCAAAAGUAGGUUGUUCAAACUGGAAGCGCGUGCUCAUGGUUUUGAAUGGUGAUGCCGCUGACCCGUAUCAGAUUAAUACUGCAGACGUACACAACAGAAGUCUUGGUUACUUCCGGUAUUUAAAUGAAUACGAGCCAGAAGAAAUAGUUUAUCGACUCAGUACAUACUAUAAGUUCUUGUUUGUACGUCAUCCCUUUGAACGUUUGGUAUCAGCCUAUAGAAACAAAUUUAUCGAAUCUUACAAUUUAACUCUUUUUAAAAAGCUCUACGGUAGACAAAUAAUCAAACAUUUCCGCCAUAAUCCCGACGCCAAGUCGUUAAAAACCGGCGAAGGAGUGAGUUUUUCAGAGUUUGUGGAUUAUCUAUUAAUCUCAGAUCCAGAGUACAUGGAUCGUCACUGGAAGCAGUUUGAUCUACUUUGCCACCCUUGUCUAGUUUAUUAUGAUUACGUUGGACAUUUUGAGAAUCUGAUACCAGAGGCAAAUGAUCUUCUACAGACACUACAAGUGGAUGACCUCACACGCUUCCCGGGGAACAUUACCUCUAAAUAUAAACAGGCUUCUUCUGAUCUUGCGAAAAAGUAUUUUAAACAACUUUCUAAGAAACAAAUAGAAGGAUUGAAGACUCUUUAUCGACAUGACUUUAAUAUGUUUGGAUAUUCCAGCGAUGACUAUCUGUAGGGUCCCACAUGGAAUAGCAGCCAUACUAACCGUAUCAACUGAUGAAUCUGGAGCUACGUUCUAUUCUUCAAGCGAAUUAAUGCUGCGUCAUUACCUGGUGGAGUGGCACAAGGAUCACAAGGACAGGGUUACAACUGCAUGUGGUGAGGUAUAUUGUGUUACAUGUUUUUGGGCAUGCGCAGUGCUGCAGUAUGACACGAUAAACGAUACAAAGACCCAUAUGUCAUCAGGGGUGCGCCAAAGUGAAAUAGCGAAGUAAUCGACAUUCGUUCAGCAACCAGAAAACUGACUGCCUCCAACUGACGACCGGAAACUCUUGACAUGUUUACGUACUGUUAUGACUGAUGAUCACCUGCAGGCGCGAUCGCAAACUGAGACUUUAAAUAACUCUUUAUUGGGGUGCAUGUGACGUCAUAGCCGCCAUUUUGGUUGACUGUGACAAAUAUUUGGUCUUGACGUCUUUUGUUAUGUCAACCAACAUGGCGAACAUGUCUAUUGUCCUUUUAUUCUCAUGGGAAGGAAAGCGUGUUGGGUGUCUGUAUUUUUGUCUUUCUUUUUCUUUUCUUUUUUUAUUUAAUUUUUAUCUUUUUAAUCUCUUUUCCUACAACCACUAUUAACAACCGUAGUACUGAAACGAAAGACUGCAACUAUAUAAUAAUAAAACGAAUAAAAAUACUAAAAUAACACUACGACUUAAUAACUGUUGCACGAUAUGAUAACCAAAACGAAAAUCUUAACACAUUGUAAUUAUAAACCUGAUCUAUGCAAAUGACCAGAGUCAGAGGUUGAUUGAUGAACCUGAUCCGUGCUAAAAACAACCAGCUAACAAACAAACAAACAAACAAACA
Actinia tenebrosa (Australian red waratah sea anemone) is the source of this 1772-nucleotide messenger RNA. Its product is annotated as carbohydrate sulfotransferase 11-like. The record is from RefSeq and is a predicted model, not a curated record. Gene Ontology annotation, molecular function: sulfotransferase activity. NCBI's taxonomy places the organism in Eukaryota, Metazoa, Cnidaria, Anthozoa, Actiniaria, Actiniidae. Gene Ontology annotation, cellular component: membrane. Gene Ontology annotation, biological process: carbohydrate biosynthetic process.